This is a messenger RNA of Ylistrum balloti, 1033 nucleotides long. Its product is annotated as intraflagellar transport protein 43 homolog. The transcript is spliced from 9 exons. NCBI's taxonomy places the organism in Eukaryota, Metazoa, Mollusca, Bivalvia, Pectinida, Pectinidae. Gene Ontology annotation, cellular component: cilium; intraciliary transport particle A. The record is from RefSeq and is a predicted model, not a curated record. Gene Ontology annotation, biological process: intraciliary retrograde transport. Bases 10 to 642 code for a protein of 210 amino acids.
UUCCACAAGAUGGACGACGAUCUGGCAUUCGAGAAUACUACGGCUUCAAAACCGUCUAGGAGUGCAAAGCAAGGACGCCGAGCUCAGUCAAAGAAUGUGACACCACCAGAUGCACCAGCAUUUGAGGAGGACUCGCCGAGGGCAACAAAACCACAAAAGAAGUCACCUGAAGAUAUGGGUGGUCCUCCAAAGCCUUCAAGGGUGUCUGGCUGGGGAGAAGAUGCUCCAAGGAAAAGCAGAAAAUUGGGAGAAGGAUUUGAACAGUUUGAAGAUGAACGCCUACGCCCUAAAAGUCCAGACAAUGACUCUGAUAACGAAAUCCCUGUGAUACCUGACCUUGAAGACCAACAGGAUGAUGACAUCACCUCAUCCAUUGCAGUAGCUCCAAAUGUGGCUGUGAAUAGAGUGGCUACGUACAGAGAAUUAGACAAUGACCUACUGAGACAGGCUGCUUUUCUGACACUGGAUAAUGAAAUUGACUUGAAGUUACUGACCAAGUCCAUGUCAACAGAGGCCGACUUACUUGAGGAAGACAAACCAUGGGAUUGGGACCGAUUGUUCACGGAGGUCACAUCAGAAAUUCUCAUGCAGAUGGAGAACACUGAGGAACCAGAUGUGUCAGAACAACAGCAAUCCUUAUGAAGAUAAUGGAAAUACAGAAAUAGUAGCUUGUUCUAUAUCUCCACAAGAAUUUGGACAGGGGAUUCCAUUUAACUACUGCCUAUUUCACUGUUUAAAAAAUAUCAGAGAAAAGUGUACAAUAAUUAAAUGAUUUGCAUAUUUAUUCUGCGUGAUCCGUUAACAGAAAAUAUACAUAUCAACAGCAAUAGUACAAUGUACUAACUAAACAUGCUACAAUAAGUUUCUUUAUCUACAUAUCCUGUAUGAAGAUUAACUGAAAACCCUUUUAAGUGUACUGAUGUACAAUGUAAAGUAUCUGUCCUGGAUCUGCAGUGUAUAUGGAUAAUUAUGUGAGGGUGUGUGUACAUAUGUGUGUAUGGAGGGUCUGUGUCAAUAAAGAAAAAACAAAAUA